CAGGAGCCCGACCUUAACGGCUGACUCCAUGUUGCGCUGACUGGCCCCGCAGGCUCAACUUAGAACCACAACGAUGGUGGCGGUCGCAGCCGUAUGAAUAGAAUAAUACAAAGUGGGCCUUUUUGCACGUCCCAUUAUCUUACACGGAACAUACUGAUUUCGGCCUUUGAGGCGACUUGUUUUGCUCCGCCGGAACAGCGAACAAGUGCAGCGUUUAUAAACAGCACUAUUUACUGUGCAUAAAGCAGAAUGUCUGAGCCGGGCGAGGAGCCCGUCGCUGCUCCUGCGGGACCGGCUCCGGACCCAGUGCUCAAUGAGCUAUAUGGAUCGGAGCGACCUGCUGUGGAGCUAUUACCAGGAGUUCCUCUGUCACCAAUUGUAAACUCCUGUUGGCUUCCAGCAGAUGCCAAGGCGAUGCUGGCGGAAAGCUGGAUUCCCGUCCCACCGGAGGACGCGGGCGAGGAGGCAGGCCCCCCACCCCCUGCGUUCGAGGCCGCUGCGCCCGAGUACAACGAGCUGGUACGGAGGCUUGCAAAGACAGCUCCCUUUCGCAAGUGGAAUGAGUUAACAAUCCAGGCGAAGCAACUGGAGCAGGAGGUUGCGGGGCUCAAAGGACCUGACGCAGAGGCCAAGCAGGCGGAGCUUGAGAACGUCAAGGUGCAGAUUGCGGACGCAGAGGCGGCGGUGGCGGAGGUGAAGCAAUCGUUCAGCGACGACCCGCUGUCGCUGACGGGCUGGAUGCAAGCACUGACGGACCUGGCGGACGGGGGGAUGACCACGUUUGAGGUGAGCGGCCAGGGCUGGCCUUACUGCUCUUUGCGGCAGCUGUUCGGCGAGAUGCCGUCCGCGGCGCCGCCCGCGGGCUUCUUCGACGGCGUGGAGCGUGUGCUGGGCACCUUCAAGCGGAGGUACGAGAAGGAGCGCGGGCCGGGCAGCGUUCAGCUCAUGCUCAAGCUCGCGCCCAACGUGUUCUCCGACGCCUGGUCCACUGGCGGCGCGCCCGCCGCGGUGGCCGCGGUGGAGGCGUACGUGGAGCGCGCUCGUGCCAACGUGUUCGGCCCCGAUGGCGGCGUGACGCCCGAGGGAGUGCCCGAGCCCCUGGACCUAGUGCAGCUGGUGUGGUGGGACUUUGCCGCGGCCGACCCGCUGCCGGUCCUCAAGGCGCUGCAGAGGAUGGCCACGGACCAGCUGCAGGUGGAUGAGGACAGCGGCGAGGUGUCAGUGUCGGAGCCCAAGAAGAUCCGCGGCAUCGGGCUGGUGGACUUCCCAGCGGAUCGGCUCAAGGCCGCUAUCCAGGCGGGCGUGCCCAUCACCUGCGUGCAGGUGGAGCACUCGGUGCUGGUGCGCAGCGCGCAGCCUGUGCUGGACCUGUGCGCCAAGUACGGCAUCAAGGUGCUGGCACGCGGCGGCACACUGGGUGGCCUGCUGUCCGCCAAGUACCUGGGCGCGCCGCCGCCCGACCCGGUGCGCGGCGACGCCGACCUGGACUCGGUGCCGGGGUGCCUGGACGCCGUGAACAACGUGGGCGGCUGGGCGCGGCUGCAGGCGGCGCUGGCCGUGAUCAAAGGCAUCGCGGACAAGCACGGCGUCAAGCCGGAGACGGUGGCGCUGCGCUGGCAGAUCGACGCCGGCUGCUUCCCGCUGGUCACGACCAGGUGGUCGUCCCGCGUGUGGCGGCAGUUCGGGUACGAGGGCUGGUCCAGCUUCGAGGUGAGCGGCGGCCGCCCGGGUGUGGACGGGCCGCUGUUCCAGGUGGAGUCGUUUCUGGACGUGGAGGACGUGCGGGCGCUGGCGGGGCUGGCGGCGGUGCACUGAGGCCCGAAGGCUGGCUGAGGCACUGCGUGUUUGGAACUAAAGCGAGGGGCUGAGGCUGUGUGGCACGUGGCAUGUGGCAGAAGGGGUGUUGAAGGAGGUAGAGGCCACGUCAUGACUAUGGCGACGGCUGGGGUAGGACUGGGCAGGGCGGUCGGCAGGUCGCGGCUUCUGGAGCUCACCACGGAUGCAGGCAGAUGCAGUGGCCGCAACUGGUAGUGCGUUGGAAGGUGUGGUGUGGGAGCUCCGAUAGUGCACACGGUUUGCAGCGAGGAUGCGGGAGAUUGGAGAACGCCCGUCUGCCAAUGAGGUGGGCUACCGGCCACAAACGAACAUGUGUGUGUGUAACUUGUACGGGUAUGGGUACUUCGCAUGGUUGUAAUGCGCUGGAUGUCAAUCACUUGAUCUGGAUGUGCGCACGGACAAGUCUGCGCAUGAGCGGCAUGCACACAACUCUGGCUGGAGGAACACCUUGAAGCUCGCUUGGCAUGUACCCUUCUCCGCGUCCUUUGCAUGCGUGCACGGCAUUAGGCUCGAUGCCGACAGUCCACCCACCUGCAACGGUUCAUGCACGAGUAACUACACGGCGAAACCUACAACGCCCG
Messenger RNA from Chlamydomonas reinhardtii, 2417 nucleotides. RefSeq lists its product as uncharacterized. Lineage: Eukaryota; Viridiplantae; Chlorophyta; Chlorophyceae; Chlamydomonadales; Chlamydomonadaceae. The record is from RefSeq and is a predicted model, not a curated record. The transcript has 8 exons. The coding region runs from base 250 to 1815 and encodes 521 amino acids.